Molecule: messenger RNA, 1188 nt
Organism: Papaver somniferum (opium poppy)
Lineage: Eukaryota; Viridiplantae; Streptophyta; Magnoliopsida; Ranunculales; Papaveraceae
Product: F-box only protein 6-like
Exons: 1
Coding region: 1-1188 (395 amino acids)
Molecular function (GO): protein binding
Source: RefSeq, a predicted model, not a curated record
AUGCAUGUUGAUGCAGAAACUAUCUCCUCGUCUAAUCCCUGGGAGAAAUUAGAUGAUGCAAUGGUAGAAAGACUAUUUUUACUGAUUCCCAUAUCUGAAAUCUUUGCUCAUUGUCAGUUUGUUAGUAAGAGAUGGAAUUCAGUAAUUCAUUCUCCAACCUUUUCGAUCGUCUCGAAACGGCCACCAUGGUUUAUAAUAUUUGAUGUAGCAAAUAGCAAUUGCCUUGUUUACGAUAUGGAAGUUUCUGAUUAUCGCCGACCAUGUUUCAUUGAUAAUUUUCGGAUACCUACUGAACUUGGUGGAAAACUAGGCCAUCCAUUUGCUUCAUCUGGUGGAUUAGUAUGUUUUUUUGGUCCAAGUGAAAUUGAAAACUUGAUUGUUUGCAAUCCAUUUCGUGGGUUAGUUAGAAGCUUACCUAAAUUUUGUGUGACUAAAAAAGAAUAUGUUAGAGGAAUCGCAAUUCAUGCACUAGGCUCUAAUUACAAGGUUUUUAUAGUUCAUGGCAUAUGGCCAGAUUUGGGUAUGAACUUUUUUUCAUCAGAAGAUAAGGAAGGUAACUGGAUUCAAUUACCGUUAAAUAACCUAAAACAAGUAUAUGAAUCGAUGUCAUUAUUACAAAGAGAAGUUCUUAAUGAUGAUAAUGAUCUUGUACAGUUCAAAGGUGUGACUAGUUUGGGUAAAGAAGGACAAAUUUUGGUUUAUUUCAUCAUCUUAAAGGGAAUCAUACUUUGUUUUGAUACCCUAAAAUAUACAAUUUGUAAGUACCCAAGAUUACUAGGACGAGAAUUUGUAGCAAUAGACAUGGCUGUAUGUUGUGGGAAAGUUUAUCUUGUGGUACUUAUGGAACCAUUAGUUGGCAUAUCUACGUCAACUUCUCAUGUUGAAAUUCCAAGAAGAACAUUACGCAUCUGGGAAUUCGCCGAUGAGUCAAGAGAAUGGAAGCAUACUUCAGCAAUGCCAUCAAACAUGUGUCAAGAGUACGACAUUGAAGCUCAUCUCAUUUGUGCUGGUCAUGACGAUUAUAUAAUGGUUUGUAUCAACUCCACACAUGAUAAUAUCUUCCACCAAAUAUUGUUAUAUAACAUCAAGAAGAAUACUUGGUCUGAGCUUGUACCUGAUUUUGACGAUGAUAACUUGAGAAUAGUUUGGGGUUAUUGUUUCAAGCCAGAUAUUGAUGCUAAAGUAUAG